Molecule: messenger RNA, 867 nt
Organism: Colletotrichum spaethianum
Lineage: Eukaryota; Fungi; Ascomycota; Sordariomycetes; Glomerellales; Glomerellaceae
Product: autophagy-related protein 37
Exons: 3
Coding region: 1-867 (288 amino acids)
Biological process (GO): fatty acid metabolic process
Molecular function (GO): fatty-acyl-CoA binding
Source: RefSeq, a predicted model, not a curated record
AUGGCAGACUCUGUGGAUCGCGUGUUCGUCCAUGCCUUAAAUACCGUCAAGAAAAUCCCCAAAACGGGGGCCUCACGUCCCCCGCCAUCCGACAGGCUGCGACUCUAUGGCCUCUACAAGCAAGCGAUGGAGGGGGACGUUGAUGGCGUCAUGGAGCGGCCGACCUCGGCUUCCGGCAUGCCAGCCGACGAGCUUCAGCGCGAGAAGGACAAGUGGGAUGCAUGGAACUCCCAGAAGGGCCUGAGCCGGACGGAAGCGAAGAGGAGGUAUAUCGAGGCAUUGAUCGAGACGAUGCACAAAUAUGCGACGACACCAGACGCCAAGGAACUUGUCGCGGAACUCGAAUUCGUAUGGAACCAGAUCAAGAAUAACAGCCCCAGCUCGACCGACUCUUCGCCGAAAGGCACGGGGUACACCGGCGAGUUGCGACAGUAUCAACAACCCUUGCCCGAAUCCGAAGGGCCGCUGAAGGUUCUAAGCCCUAUGAGCGAAGACGAUGCUGCCGAACGAGACUCGGUCGGAAAGAUAGUUUAUGACGAUGACGAAGAAGGGGAGGCUCUUGCGAGGAGCAGUAACUGGUCCCGAAGCGUGGAGCGAGCCCUGGAAAAGCUCUCGGCCGAAGUCGCGGCAUUGCGAGAGCAAAUCACAACAGGAAGGGAGUGGAAGUCGAAGAAAUCACGAAGCUUUCCUGCCUGGAUACGCUGGCUCACUUGGCUGAUAAUGAAACAUCUCGCCAUCGAUUUGGUUCUAUUGAGUUUCAUACUCCUGUGGAUGCGCAAGCGGAAGGAUCGGAGGUUGGAAGACUUGGUCCGGGCCGGGUUGAAGUUGAUGAGGGAGUACGUGAGGAAUAUCUUGCCAUCCAGAUGA